Molecule: messenger RNA, 881 nt
Organism: Saccostrea echinata
Lineage: Eukaryota; Metazoa; Mollusca; Bivalvia; Ostreida; Ostreidae
Product: fatty acid hydroxylase domain-containing protein 2-like
Exons: 5
Coding region: 1-789 (262 amino acids)
Biological process (GO): sterol biosynthetic process
Molecular function (GO): C-4 methylsterol oxidase activity; iron ion binding
Source: RefSeq, a predicted model, not a curated record
AUGUCGUUGAUACUGAUGUUCGAGAGCUGUUCCGUGUCGUAUGGUGUGAAACACUUUAUUACAGCCACAUUUGCGGUUUACCUCUCCAUUCUUUCUUUGGUGGGUGGCGGAUCCAUGGUGGUGGAUAUAUACCACAGACCAAGAUGGAUUCUCAAAUACAAGAUCCAAAAGGGAAAAAAUCUCAUGAUAGAGAAGAGGCGGCUGUGGGAUCUUUUUAACAAUAUCCUUCUGAAUAGCACCGCCAUCUUGUUGCCAGGGGCUGUUGUCUUUUACUUCCUGUUAAAAUGGCGUGGUUCGGAUCUUACUUUUACACCACCCUCUAUCUCUUCAUUCUUUCUCCACUUUUCUGGGUUCAUUGUGAUAGAGGAAAUAGGAUUUUAUUACGCACAUCGGCUUUUGCACUCAUCGUUCUUCUACAAGCGAAUACACAAGAAGCAUCACGAAUGGACCGCUCCUGUUGGGCUUACUGCUGUUUAUGCUCACCCUGUAGAAAUGCUUAUCUCCAACCUUAUUCCGUUUUUGUGCGGACCAGUGGUAUUUGCAAGUAAUCUUGUGACCUCGUUAUGGUGGUUUGCUAUCGCGUUCACUGUUACUAUCAUUCAUCAUAGUGGAUACCACUUACCAUUACUACCAUCGCCAGAAUUUCAUGACUUCCAUCACUUAAAAUUUACGGGGAACUAUGGUGUUCUUGGGGUGUUGGAUAGACUACAUGGUACAGAUAAAUUGUUCCGCGAGAGCUCAAGAUACAAGAAACAUCGAGUUAUUUUUUCUGCUGCAACUUUAAUUUAAUGUGUUACCUGUUUCCACAUGUAGUAGAUACAUGAGCAAUAUUUGUACUUCGUUCAAAAUAUGUACCAACCUUACCAACCUAAUGAAACUUA